This is a messenger RNA of Gorilla gorilla gorilla (western lowland gorilla), 3088 nucleotides long. RefSeq names its product glycerol-3-phosphate acyltransferase 2, mitochondrial (gene GPAT2). Lineage: Eukaryota; Metazoa; Chordata; Mammalia; Primates; Hominidae. The record is from RefSeq and is a predicted model, not a curated record. Gene Ontology annotation, molecular function: glycerol-3-phosphate O-acyltransferase activity. Gene Ontology annotation, biological process: phospholipid biosynthetic process; triglyceride biosynthetic process; glycerol-3-phosphate metabolic process. Gene Ontology annotation, cellular component: mitochondrial membrane. The transcript has 17 exons. Bases 181 to 2160 code for a protein of 659 amino acids.
GGGGCUGCCUUUUAGCCGGACGCGCGGAGGUGGGCAAUCCGCUCCUUCCCUUGAGCAGUCCACGCCUUGUGGCGGCUUUGCGGAGUUGCUGCUUUGGCGGGAGUUGGCGGCUGGUGUGAGGUUUCUGUGGGGAGAAGGAGAGUGCCAGAGGUGACUGGUUCGUGGUUCUUCUAGGCUCUCAUGGCCACCAUGUUGGAAGGCAGAUGCCAAACUCAGCCAAGGAGCAGCCCCAGUGGCCGAGAGACUAGCCUGUGGUCGUCAGGCUUUGGGAUGAAGCUGGAGGCUGUCACUCCAUUCCUGGGGAAGUAUCGCCCCUUUGUGGGUCGCUGUUGCCAGACCUGCACCCCCAAGAGCUGGGAGUCCCUCUUCCACAGAAGCAUAACGGACCUAGGCUUCUGCAAUGUGAUCCUGGUGAAGGAGGAAAACACAAGGUUUCGGGGCUGGCUGGUUCGGAGGCUCUGCUAUUUCCUGUGGUCCCUGGAGCAGCACAUCCCCCCCUGCCAGGAUGCCCCACAGAAGAUCAUGGAAAGCACCGGGGUGCAGAACCUCCUCUCAGGGAGGGUCCCAGGAGGCACUGGGGAAGGCCAGGUGCCUGACCUUGUGAAGAAGGAGGUACAGCGCAUCCUGGGUCACAUCCAGGCCCCACCCCGUCCCUUCCUGGUCAGGCUGUUCAGCUGGGCGCUGCUGAGGUUCCUGAACUGCCUCUUCCUGAAUGUGCAGCUCCACAAGGGUCAGAUGAAGAUGGUCCAGAAGGCCGCCCAGGCAGGCUUGCCGCUUGUCCUCCUCUCUACUCACAAAACCCUCCUGGAUGGGAUCCUGCUGCCCUUUAUGCUGCUCUCCCAGGGCCUGGGUGUACUCCGUGUGGCCUGGGACUCCCGCGCCUGCUCCCCUGCCCUCAGAGCUCUGCUGAGGAAGCUUGGGGGACUUUUCCUGCCCCCAGAGGCCAACCUCUCCCUGGACAGCUCUGAGGGGCUCCUUGCAAGGGCUGUGGUCCAGGCGGUCAUAGAGCAGCUGCUGGUUAGUGGGCAGCCCCUGCUCAUCUUCCUGGAGGAACCUCCUGGGGCUCUGGGGCCACGGCUGUCAGCCCUGGGCCAGGCUUGGGUGGGGUUUGUGGUGCAGGCAGUCCAGGUGGGCAUCGUCCCAGAUGCUCUGCUGGUACCAGUGGCCGUCACCUAUGACCUGGUUCCGGAUGCACCGUGUGACAUAGACCAUGCCUCGGCCCCCCUGGGGCUGUGGACAGGAGCUCUGGCUGUCCUACAUAGCCUGUGGAGCCGCUGGGGCUGCAGCCACCGGAUCUGCUCCCGGGUGCACCUAGCUCAGCCCUUUUCCCUGCAGGAAUACAUCGUCAGUGCCAGAAGCUGCUGGGGCGGCAGACAGACCCUGGAGCAGCUACUGCAGCCCAUCGUGCUGGGCCAAUGUACUGCUGUCCCAGACACUGAGAAGGAGCAGGAGUGGACCCCCAUAACUGGGCCUCUCCUGGCCCUCAAGGAAGAGGACCAGCUCCUGGUCAGGAGACUGAGCUGUCAUGUCCUGAGUGCCAGUGUAGGGAGCUCUGCGGUGAUGAGCACGGCCAUCAUGGCGACGCUGCUGCUCUUCAAGCAUCAGAAGGGUGUGUUCCUGUCGCAGCUCCUGGGGGAGUUCUCCUGGCUGACGGAGGAGAUACUGUUGCGUGGCUUUGAUGUAGGCUUCUCUGGGCAGCUGCGGAGCCUGCUGCAGCACUCACUGAGCCUGCUGCGGGCGCACGUGGCCCUGCUGCGCAUCCGCCAGGGCGACUUGCUGGUGGUGCCGCAGCCUGGCCCAGGCCUUACACACCUGGCACAACUGAGUGCUGAGCUGCUGCCCGUCUUCCUGAGCGAGGCUGUGGGCGCCUGUGCAGUGCGGGGGCUGCUGGCAGGCAGAGUGCCGCCCCAGGGGCCCUGGGAGCUGCAGGGCAUAUUGCUGCUGAGCCAGAAUGAGCUGUACCGCCAGAUCCUGCUGCUGAUGCACCUGCUGCCGCAAGACCUGCUGCUGCUAAAGAGUUGGGCUACACAGAGCAGCUGUUCCAGUUCCUGCAGGCCACCGCCCAGGAAGAAGGGAUCUUCGGUGAGUCCCAACCAGUCAGCCCAGGCUCCUGCAGGCAGUGGUGUUUGCUGGUGGCUGCUGCCCCCUGCAGGACAGUGACAACCCAACUCUAGGAAGGCAGGCUGCAGAGUACACAGUCUUCUGUCCAGUCUGAGCUCUAUCCCUCCCGGGGCUUCUUUAAACAAGAGGAGAGAAGCCUGUGCCCAGUAGCUCCCUGUCCUCCCUACCUAGAGCCUUCACUUCUCUCUUCUUUCCAGAGUGUGCAGACCCAAAGCUCGCCAUCAGUGCUGUCUGGACCUUCAGAGACCUAGGGGUGAGAGGAGCCAGUGUCACCAUCUUCUGUCCCCCUGCUCCCACCCCAAUAGAGUGGCUCAGGGAAACCCAGCUAUGUCCCCAUCACCCCACAGGGCUGGCCUGAUGGUGCCUCAUUAAGACCCUGGGAUUUACUUGGUGUCUUCCAGCAACAGACGUGGUGAUGGGUUGGAGAAGGUGGGAUGGUUUCCUGCCUCUUGGUCUCCCAAAUCACUGGCUCAUCUUUCUAGGUGGGGCUGCUUUGCGGCAGCAUUUGCACGCAAACACUGAGGUCUAAGGGGCCAGAGGUCUCAAGGCAGGUUUCUGGGGGACAGGCCUGGCCCCUGGGCCAUGCGGACACAGUCCCUGUGGUGAGCGCACUCACGGCUCAUCUUCCAUGGCCCAGGUUCUGCAGCAGACGCCGAGCCCUGCAGGCCCCAGGCUCCACCUGUCCCCUACUUUUGCCAGCCAGGACAAUCAGGAAAAACUAGAACAGUUCAUCCGGCAAUUCAUUUGUAGCUAGAACUGUGAGGAGGAGCCUGUGCUGAGACUUCUCGGCCCCAGAACACAGCUGUGUCCUAGAGCCAGAAGAUGGAGAGGAGGCUGCAAACCCUUAGCUGGUCUAUAAAUAUAAUCAUUGAGGCUUGAUUGUCCCUUGCCAUGUCUUGCUUUUUCCCUCCUUUGAUGUGAUAAACAAGCGGACGAGACGAGUUGUCUUUUCCCCAGCCCAGCAGCA